AUGGAUAAGCCUCCCGCGUUCAGAGACAACUCCUUGCACCACCGUAGCAAGCGGCCUCGUCAGCAAGACUCUCACGAAUCGAAUUCCACGUCAGGAAGGCGGUAUGUUGUAGCCGUGCACGUGGGAGCGGGUUACCACUCCAAGCGUUACGAGCAGCGGUAUCUGCGCGCCAUGCGCGACGCCCUCGCAGCCGCGGAGCUGGUGUUGCGCGGAGCUGGCGGAACAUCGGCGGAAGGGCAGCGAGGAGAAUGCGCGGGGGCGGGAGAAGCAGGCCGAUUAGACGCGAAGAAUCGUGCAUCUGCGCCGGGUUCGGGGCAGCGUGUGAGGAUGUUGGCGGGGGAAGGAGCGCUGCUGUGGGCUCAGACUCAUGCGCCAUACGCCGUUGCAAGGCACCCACAGGAUCUGGUGACGCCAGCAGCAGAAGGCCAGUGGCGCAAGUACCGGAGAAUCGUGGGGGCUCUGGAGCAGCAUCAGGGGAGAAAGGAGUGCGUGCGUGCGUUCAGGGCAGUAGAGAAAGAAGAGGAUCUGGACGAAGUGCGGACGGAGCAGGGUAGCAUGGGCACGUGGGGGGAAGAUGCCAAGAGGGAGCGCAGGGAUUAUGGGGGAUGGGGAAAAUCAACGAGGGAGGGUGAUGAGGAGGAUGUUGAAGGUAUUGAGGGCAUGGGAGGUGAGGUGGAUUGGACGGGAGGGAGAGAGGAAGAGGGAAAGACAAGGGUUGUGGGAAAGGGAGAGGAGGAAGGAGAAGAGGAGGGAGAGGAGGGAGAGAAAGAGGGAGAGGGAGAGGACGAAGAGGAGGAGGAGCAGGAGGGCCCGUGGGACACAGUGGGGGCGGUGUGUUUUGAGGUGGCAAGCGGAGCAGCAGCAGCCGCGUCUAGUGGGGGAAUAGCUUUCAAGGCGCCUGGCAGGGUGGGGUGUGCAGCAAUGCACGGGGCAGCCUGCUGGGCUGAUGCCUCCAUCAGCACCGCAUCCAACCUACCCAAGUCAUCAGCAGCAGAUCCAGCAUGCUCAGAGGCUGCUCAAGAGAUCAGCGUCAGAGGCGAUUUCCAUGCAGCGGCAGUGGAAACUGAGUCAGAGCAUGAUCAGAAGCAGCAGCAGCACCAGCCGCAGAUGCUUGCUGUGGCUGCCAGUGUGUCCGGGGCCGGUGAGCCAAUCGUGGAGUGCCAGCUCGCACGGUGCGUGUGCGAGGCGGCCAUGGAAGGUGGUGAGUCUGACCCUGCAGCGAUGGGGAUUGCCAGGUUCAAUGCUCAUGUGGCAGCUCUGUCAGCAGCAUUAGAUGAUCAGCAGCAGCGGGGGGAAACAGAGAGGAAGAGGCAGUGGCCCGUUGCUUCCGAUGUUGGUCUGCUGCUGCUCUCUGCUUACCCGCAGCAUAAGUCACCGUCAGGCGCGCUACUUGAUCCCUCCUCGUCCGCUUACUCCGCCGGUCGCUCGUUUCCGAAGUCAUCCUCGUUAUUAGACGACCCCGCUAAGUUUGAGGCGUAUGAGCAGCUCAACCUACACCAGGCGCGUUCUUCGAGGCAUCCGAGCGUUAAGGCUGGCCGCUCUUCCUCCUCCGCUUCCUCUCGCGGGAAGCUGAGUGUGCGGUGGGCUUUGGAGGAGGGAGAGGAGGGGCAUGAGGGAGUGGGGAGGAGGAAGAGUAGUGUGGCUCGGGUGGAGGAAGUGGAUGGGGAGGAGAUGGGUGAGGGGGAUGGGCUGAUAGGCGGAGAGGGGGGUGAGGGGAGAGAAGAGGAAGGAGGGGUUGAGGGGGACGGAGAGGGAGGGGGAGGGAGGAGGCGGAAUGGGAAGCUUUUUCGGAUGUUGAGUGCAGAUUUUUGCGUUGGAGGGGAGAAUGGGGGUAGGAGUGGGGCGUAUGGGGGAAGGGGUAUGGAUGAGGGGAGCAGGAAUUGGGGGAGAGGGGGGAGAAGUAUUGGAGGAAGGGGGGGAUGGGGAGGGUCAAUGGGUUGGUGGCGGGGUUGGGGGAGAGAUGCAGCAGAGGGAGGGGAUGUGAGUGAUUGGGGGGAAGGAGGGUCAGGAGGAAGCGGAGGACGAGGGGGAGGAGGAGGAGGCGGAGGAGAGGGAGGAGGAGUGGGAAGCAACAUGAAGGGGAUAGUAGGAGAGGGAGUGGCUCUUUUAGAUGAUGAGGAGGUGGAGAGGAUGGAUGACGAGGUGAUUCAAGCCUUGUUCGAGCGAGUGGUGGAGGCACAGACGCAGCUGCACAAUUAUAAGAACCUCGUCGCCUUUUCACUCUUCACCGCGCUCUACCUCCUCAUGCUCUGUCUUCAGGACUACUCAGGGGACUCAAGCUACUCCUUUGCCAGCAGCAGCGACUUCUACACCUGGCUUAACAACAGCAUCAUUCAGAGUGAGUGUGUGGGAAAGCGUGAGCGGGCGUGUGGGGGUGGGAAGGUGGUGACGGUGGCUCUGCGGUGCCACUUUGCAUUGAGGGAGGCCAUGGUUAGCAGCUCCUGGAACCUCUGCUCUACUGCUAUCCGAGAUUGUGGCGAUGGUGUGGUGACGGUGGCGCUGCGGUGCCACUUUGCAUUGAGGGAGGCCAUGCAGAGCAGCUCCUGGAACCUCUGCUCCACUGCCAUCCGAGACGUGUGCUGGUUCCAGGACCCCCAGCUAUUCACAGAGUUCACGGGCUGGCACACGGUCACAGUGCGCCUGCCAGACAACGACUGGUACGUUGCUGGUGAAUGGGAGAGAGUAUGUGCUAAGAUACACACCCUCUCCCCUCCCUCACACCCGUUCAGGUUCCAGGACCCCCAGCUAUUUAUCGAGCUGAAAGGCUGGCACACGGUCACAGUGCGCCUGCCAGACAACGACUGGUUCGUCUCCCUCACUGCUCCCACCGGGGGCGUGGGCGUCUAUGUCUAUGAGUCCCUAGGGAAGAAGACCACAGGCGCUUCAGAACCUGGCACAGACUCCUCCUCUGGUGUUUACAGCUCAGGCUCAGCUGCUGAAGGCUCGGUGAUGAUAUCAGCACCGCCGCCACUGCCACCGCCGCCACCCCCUGUUUCCACCGCCCCUGCCCCAGCCCCCUUCCGACUGCCCUCCUCGCGUGUCUCCCCCUCCGCCUCUCCUCCACCCGCCUCGCCCACCGCUUCGACUUUUGAGUCGACUCAAAAGUCAACUCCUCCACCCGCCUCGCCCACCGCGUCGCCUUUUGAGUCGACUCAAAAGUCAACUCCUCCACCCGCCUCGCCCACCGCUUCGCCUUUUGAGUCGACUCAAAAGUCAACUCCUCCACCCGCCUCGCCCACCGCUUCGCCGUCCACAAAGGAGUAUCUGCGGCCUUCCAACGGCACGGGGGCGAAUGUGCUGCUGGCGAGCGUGGAUGGGUGUGUGGAGGACGGCGAGAGCGGUCUGCAGCGGUGCAGACAGGUACGGUGUGGUGGUGAGGUGUUGGACGCGGUGCAUGUGCAAGCAGGGGUUUGCAGCGGUGCAGACAGGGGUUCAUACUUUCAACUGCAGUCCUGUUCCUACCGUCCCUCCUGCCCCUCACCUCCUUGCCUUGCCCAUACCCUCCUCCGGUGUCCCCCUUCUUUCCCUCCCCAUACAACGCUCCGUGUCAGCUCCUCUGCUCCUGAAGCGCUCCCCAUGUCCUCCCCGCACCCCUCUUGGCCUGCCGGGUCUCUCUUGGAUCCCUGGGCUGGCAUGGCGUCAGUGCAGCUGGUAUGUACUCUGAGGCAAGUUCUUCCCAUGCUCUCCUUCAGUCCAGCCGACAGCUCUUCCCCUCUCCACCGACCUCCUCAUUCCUCCCAGCCACCGAAGCUGCCUCCUUGCACCUCACCCACCCUUCCAUCCCCUCAUCCUCACCCAUUCUCCCCCCCACCCCCUCCAGCCACCUCCUCCCAGCCAAUCGCAGAAGCCCAGCGGCUCGUGUGGGAGAGCCUUGGGACGACAGACGGAGAGCGAAUCAGGGUGUGCCAGGUGGCGGUGGCACGGGCGCUGUACACCGCAGUGAAGGAGAACUGCCUGGCCGGGCCGACAGCUGGCGGCAGCAGUGACAGUGAGCUGGUGGAUUACAUUCGAGCAACGCACCGCAGUCCCUCCCGGCGCUUCUCUGCCGCCCAGCAGGCUCUUUUCGUCCGCAUCCUCGUCAUGGCGCUGCAGUCAGUCGUGCAGAAGAUGCCGAGCGGUGCCGUCCAGGCUGCCACCCACUUGCUGCACAUCUUCAACGACACAGUGGUCUCGCCAGACGCCUCGCCGUGCCCCCAAGGUGCAUCUCUCUUUCUGUUGCUCUCAAGUGCCCCUAUGGUCUUCCCAGGGCGCAAGCGUUUCGAAGAGCCUUGCGCGUCCCAAGUGGGUGCUUUUGUAAUAACUCAAGAGCUUCCUCCUCUCCCUACAAUCCUUCUCUCCUCCCUCCCCGGGUCCCCCUCCUCUCCCCCAGCGGAUUUCAUGGUUCUAUGGGACUCUGCGUCCUUCACCCGCCGCGCCAUAUCAGACGGGCAGCGGGUCACGUGGGUGUGGAACGACGACGACUACCACGAGCUCUCAGGUGUGGCGAGCAAGGGUAGGGAGGAGAGGGAGACGGGAGAGGUAUGGAACGGCGACGACUACCACGAGCUCUCAGGGUUGGUGGGCACAUGCAUUCUACUCCAUCUGACGCUCCGCAUGCAUUUGUUUGAUUUUUCUUCCUCUUUCGUCCCUCACUGCAGCAUGGGCGGGUUCGGAGCCGUUUCUUGGUUCGCAUACACCAAGGUGUUUGGCACGGCUCGAGACAUAGCUGUGAAGGACUCGCCUCAGUCACUCGCAUUCACCCUCAUCCGCGCCAGGAAUGAUUCAGGCACGGCUCGAAACAUGAAACCCCGCGACUCUCUCCCCCCCUACGUGCUCCUCCUCGCCUCCCUCUGUGCGCCUGCCUGCCGUCUCGCCAUGCUGGCCAACGGUCGCUGCGACCAGCAACCCCGCGACUCUCUCCCCCCCUACGCGCUCCUCCUCGCCUCUCUCUGUGCGCCGGACUGCCGUCUCUCCAUGCUCGCCAACGGCCGCUGCGACCAGCCCUGCAACGUGGCUCUCUGUGACUUCGACGGGGGGGACUGCGCUUGCGGCGGCGCUGGCAGCGGGAGUAUUGGAAGCAGCGUGAGCAGCGGCAGUGAUGCUGCUGGUGCUGGUGGUGGGAGUGGGAGAGGAGGCAGCGGCAGUGGCAGCAGUGGCGGUGGUGCGAGUGUGGGUGGGAGUGUGGGAGGAGGAGUGGGUGUGCAGUGGUGCACAUGUCCUGUGUUGCAGAUACGGGGCGAUGAUGGAGCGUGCUGUGAAGCAGCAGGAGCAGGCACGGGCAUCAAGGUCCCCUUCAGUCUGCAACGAUUCGGCCCCACAGUGCAUCCCCUCCUCUCCACUCUCGGCAGCACCGCUACUGCUCUGCCUCGUGUUGUGUCCCAAUACAACAGCCCCCCCCAUGUGUCCCUCCUGCACCUCCUUCCUAGCCCCUCCCCUCGCCUCAGUGUGCUGAUGGGUUUCACUAUCGUGCAAUACCUCUGGCACUCCUCACGCUCUGAUUUGAAGCCAACCAAAGAAGCAGAGUGUGAUGUGAUGCUUGCUGUGAGCCAACCAGAACCAUAUCUGCGUGCUCUGCGUGCUCUGCAUCCUGCCUCAUUCCUGUCCUGUCUUUCCCUCUCCUGUCUCUCCUGCCUCUCCUGCCUCUCCCGCCCCUCGUGCAUCUCCCGCUUCUCCGUGCUCUCCCCUCCCCGCACAGGGUGCUGA
Messenger RNA from Closterium sp. NIES-65, 5682 nucleotides. NCBI's taxonomy places the organism in Eukaryota, Viridiplantae, Streptophyta, Zygnematophyceae, Desmidiales, Closteriaceae. The record is from the annotation of a GenBank genome assembly.